UGAAAGAAAGAGAGAGAGAGCAAGCCGGAGGAAGUUGAAGAGAAUAAAAAAAGAGGGCAUAGCUGUAGACAGAGAUGCAGGAUGACUGCUCGACUGCAGCUGCGAGUCGAUCCAGUAUUUGGGGAGUGGCAGCAGCGUCUCACAUGGGACCUGAAGGAGGACAGGCUACUGUUCUUCUGGUUGCUUACUCGCGACUAAACCCCACUGUGAUGGCAGCAUGCCAGUCAUGAAUAGGUCAGGCUUGUUGAGUAAGGCAGGUUUGAGGAGGUUAUUGUCAUCAGAUGAAGUGUGGACUUUAGGAAGGAAGAGGAACCAAGUGGAAUUUGUGGAGCAGGAAUCAAACAAUCCUCCAACCAUCAGUCCGUCUCACAGGUACAGCCAACAGAAGCAGGCUCAUCUUCACCUCAUCGGUCCUGAAAGAAUCACCAAGACUGAGGGAGAAAACACUUCAUGGCAGUGUGACUCCGUGAAGCCUUUGAAAACAGGACCUGAGGUUAUUGAAGAAGACGCUCAGAGGAAGAAACAAGGGUUUUACGAGGACACCUGCUCACACAAGAGAGAGAGACCACAGCCUUCAUCUAAAACACCAAUGAAGCCAGUAUUAAAUAUCCAGCAAUUCACACUCAACUGUGAGCCAGACUCACACAUAGCCCCCAAAAUGUCAUCUGACAAGAAAGAGGAUCUCCAAUUGGACUCUAGAAAGAGCCAUCAUAAAGAGGACAUAAAGACAAUGAUUGUAGUAAAUGGCAGCGCAACAGCAGACACCACAACUCUAAACGUCCAGAAUAACCAGCGCCUGCACAGUGUGCUGGCACUGAACAACAAUCAUAAUAUAUUCGACAAGGGGCAGUGGAGCUCAUGUCUUUCAUACUCCAAAACCAAUGAGCAAAACACAUGCACAAACGACACAGCCAAAGACAAUCCGCUCAUCGAGAGCUUGAUUCUGGAAGCAGUAAGUGCGGAAAUCAGAAAGGCAGAGGAUAGUCCGUCUUGUGACGUCAGUCUGUCUGAAAUAGACGAGAAGUCAGAAGCCGUUUCGUUUCAUAGUGACCAAGCCCUCGGUUGGUCUGAAGAAGACUUUCUUGAUGAAGAAAAGAACGAAGCUCUUCAAGCAAAUAGUUGCUGUUUGGUUUUUGCUGAAUCUCAUCACAAUAAACAAGAAGGACGAUCACAUUUUGAAAGACAACCAACCAUAGAGUCGACCCUGUCAGAAAUUCUCUCUCCCGUAGAUGAGGUUUUGUCCUACGGAAGUGCAGAACUUCCGCCGUCUGCUAACGGAGGAGGACUUGACAGCUACGGUUAUCCUCCUGCGUUUGAGAUCAUCACAUGGACGAGUGAAGAUCAAGCACCGGCAGAUUCUGUGGAAGAUCUCUCUAUUAACAGCGAGAACCUCCCACCUCUUCCUGUGGACUUCGCUCGGCAAAUAAAAGAGCCUCAAAGUCUGUGCUCUACCAGGGAAAAACAGGAAAACGAUGAUACUAAUGAGGAUGCAGAUGAAAACAAUUGUUCAGAUCACACUAGCUCACUCGCUGAAGAUCUGAGACAUGAAACAUCAGAUCCGUUGUCCUCCUUUCGGAUUGGAGACAGAGUUGUUGUGUGUAAUUCUAGAGCAGGUGUGCUGAAGUAUAAAGGCCUUGCAGCGUUCGCGACUGGUUUUUGGGCUGGUGUGGCUUUGGAUGACCCUUGUGGAAACCACAAUGGAACCUUUCGAGGUGUGAAAUACUUUAGUUGUGAAAAAAGCCACGGUGUAUUGGUCAGAGCGGAGGACAUACACAGAGAACAUGGUAGUGAUGUAGAGACUGGGGUUGAUGAAGAUCCAUUUUCAGAUGAGGAACUGACUUGCGCUAAGCAAGAUAAACUGCUGAAGGACACAUUGGGAGCAGAUGGACAAAAAGGAUGUAGUCAUUGUUUUAAUAGAGAUGAGACCAUGCCUGUUGACACCAUACACAGAAGCCAAGAGGAAACUCAUGAAGCCACAUCAAUUGGUGUGAGAAAUCUUUCACAUCCUUCUGAAAUGGCAUUGAAAAGAACCACCGUUAAGCUCUAUAAUAAUGGGGAAAAUAGGUGUCAUGUGGAUGCUAAGCUGACAGAAGAUCUGGAUAAAGAUGAAGAAGACUGUGCACAAGAUACCAAAAAGAGACAAAGAAUUAAAUCUACAGACAUCGAUGUUAGACAAGGUGAGGAUGGCUAUUUUAUGCCAUGUGUCUUGGAGCAAUGGCAUCAGGUCCAAACUGAAACGCCAGCAAAGAUAAAAGUGGCGCCCCAUGAAGACAGCAUUGUGUACAGAUUAGUGGACGCUUCAGUAGAGAUUCUAUACAGCCAAGCAAAUGAAGACACUCUUGACCUUUAUGAAACACCAAGCUAUCUAUUAGACGAUGACAGCCGCAAACGUUAUCGACAGGUGAUCUUCCAGUUAACGUCUGAUGUUCUUCAUGAGAUUUUGGGUGAUCUAUUAUGGACAAAACAAUCUACAGAGAAUAUACAUGAUCCAUCUGUUGUUUCAGCUCUGCGAUCAAGUACAGUUUCAGUCACAUUUUUAAAGGCUGUAGUGAGAAAAGAGAUCCAGAAACUUCUGAAUUUAGAGCGAAAUGAGCAACAGAUGACAGAGAUGCUCCAAAAACUGUGCAAAUACUGGUACGCCAAGAGAGACAGAGUGGACUUUAUACUGAUUCAGGAACUCCAUAAUGAGGAGAGACGUUGGCUAGACUACAGAACAGACCAGUACACUGUGAAAAUGCAUCUGACUGAAGAGAUUUUCAGCCUUCUUUUGGAUGACACAAUAUUAGCACUAAAUCAUUUGCACUUUUAACAUAAAGGACAAGUCUUUGAGGACACUUUCAUACUUUUAAUCUCUUGUUUUGGAGUGAAUCCAGGUCAUAAUUCAUUCUUUUCAUGAAUUAUAUUUUGCUUGAAGAAUAUAAAUGUAUUUAGGACCCUUAUUUUUUCCUAUUUUGUGGUUUUUGUUUAUGACAUUUGAGUAGAUUUUGCUUAAAUACCACUUUUAAUGAAAAUUAAAAGAGUAAUUGAAUUAAAAAAAAACACAAUCUCAUCACUUAAAUGUGAAAAGUAUUGGCUGCGAUGCCUGUAGUACCUCCUGAUUUAUGUUUUUUAUAAAGUAAUAGCUAUAUUUGUUUAAUCUAAUGAAUUAAAAAUACUUUUAUUGGAGUAAUGAUGGGAACAUAAUGCAUAUCACCGUUUGGAAAAUUAUUAAAUACAUUUAAAAAUAAUAAUU
Danio rerio (zebrafish) is the source of this 3232-nucleotide messenger RNA. The record is from RefSeq and is a predicted model, not a curated record. NCBI's taxonomy places the organism in Eukaryota, Metazoa, Chordata, Actinopteri, Cypriniformes, Danionidae.